Messenger RNA from Vicia faba (fava bean), 330 nucleotides. The record is from the annotation of a GenBank genome assembly. Lineage: Eukaryota; Viridiplantae; Streptophyta; Magnoliopsida; Fabales; Fabaceae.
AUGAACAAGGUUUUCUUGGUUUCUCUAACGGUAAUAAUAACUCACAUUUUCUUGUUAGCCACGGCACAAGAGCCCUCCGGAGCGCCAUUGAAGGUUAAACACGAGAGACAAGUUCACCAAAGUUAUCACAAGAUUGAAGAAAGUGAAAUAGCAGAGGGUCCGGAUAUUAGAAGAAUGGGAAAACAUCAUUCUCAUUCAUCGGAUAUGGCUGGUGGAGGUGCGAUCGUAGGUGGUUUGGUUACGGCAACUUUUGCUGUUGUUUUUUGUUACCUUCGUGUUACAAGCAAAAAGGACGGCGGUGAUGGAGUUGUUGAUCCUUUGUAUAAGUGA